AGUUUCAAGGGAUCGUUGUCCUUUAUUGACGGUUGGUGUCCAGGCGUCCAAGCUCCCGUUUUCAACCAAACAAAUCCUUUUGCUACCACCCCGAUCAUGAACCUAAGUGACAGUAGUUUUACAAUUUCCUGCUGGAUAAAACAAACUACAUGGAUUGCUAAUACGUUCGGAGCUAUCUAUGGUGACUGGAACACUCCACGCCAAUUUUUGCUAGGCACAAUGAACCAGAGGAUCGUGUUUUAUCGCCAUAGCUGUAGUAAUGUCGGUGAAGAGUGGUGGUCGUUGCAAAGUACUAACGUGUCUUUAAGUAACUGGACACACCUGGCGGUUACGUGGAAUCACCUCAUGAGAGCUGUGUUGAUAUAUAUCAACGGAAAAAUAGUGGGUACCAAAUCAUAUCCUGCCGGAAAAACGUUCUACGGACCUUCGGGGAAGCCAUACACCAUUGGUAACGCUGGGCAUGAAGACGCCUACCAGUUCAACGGUUCAGUGGUGCUUCUAAGUGUCUUGAAUUGGGCAUCGUCAGUUGAUGACGUUGAUGAGCUAAGAGGUUUGAGAUUCAUAACUUUAUAAAUCAUCCUAAAGUACUUUUGCCCUUCAGUAUACUUAAUAUUCACUGUAUAUUCACUGUGACGGCCUCGGCCAGAAAAAGUGUACUGAACCUCGCAUUACGGACAUCCGAUUAAUACGGACCUUUUAUUAAGUUUCAUUUGUUCCGACGAAAAGCUCAUAUAUUUUCGCUAAUUCUCUAAAAUUAACCUGCUCAAUAUGGAAAUUGGUUAAUUAAACAAAGUUUUCUCUUGAGAAUGACUGGUUUCCUCCUCAUUUCGAUAAAUCAUGCGUCCAUGAGGUUUUUUUGAGUGCCCGCUUGAUACGGGGACCCGGUUAAUAAAUGUCCCCGUGGUGUCCGUAUUAGUCAGGUUCCACCGUAUGAUUUUCCUUAACCUAAAUCGCAUACAUAAACUAGUAGUAGUUAACACCAAAGCUGCCCCGUCCUGUAUGACUCUUGUAGGUCAAAAGUAUUUUUGGUCGUUGCGUAGCUCUUUGAAAUAUACCGAUCCAUAAUUAAAGAUUUUAAUACAUAUUCCAUAUAAUAUAUGCGAUAAAAACAGGAAACGCAAGGUUCCAUGCAUUGAUUAAGGUCUGAUUCAGGCCGAUUUACACAGCUUUGAUUAUGACAUUCUCAGUUUCGAAAAUAUUUUAUUCUAAACCAUGAGAAAAAAAAAACAUUAGAAGUAGCAAUUUUUCGCCCUUUCUUUUUCACUUUUUACAUACAGUUAAUUUUAUUGGCCGGAAAGUUAAAGCCUUAGUAAUCAAAAGGUUUGAUCAGUUCACCCUCGCAUGUUCUAGUCAUGUUUUUAACUAUAUCAAGACAACACUGCAGAAAAUCUUUAUAGACUGACAUCUGUGAACGAUGAGUACGUCAGCACAGAAUUUAAUUGUUGGCGAAUUUCUGUAAUCGUCCAUCGUUCUGCAAAUGAUAAGCUAGCCGUUGACUCACUCGUCUUGCUUGUUUGUGGACUGAGUCUUAUCCCCCUCGAAAUUUUUUCCAAUCAAAGAUUUGUGAACACGUGUGUGGCAAACUCUCCAAGUGUUUGUAUAUACACGGUUAUACGCACCUUAUGACUUCAUCUGCGCUUAUCGAGAGUCUUUUGGUCCAUAACUUUUAAAACAGCUGCUCCACAGAAUGUCACUGAUAACACGUAACGCAAAAAGUAUCGAAGUAUGACUAUACAGUAGGUGUCAGAAAAUCAGCUUAAACGGUCCCUUCGCGGAUUUUCCGUCUUACGUUAUUCUAACCAAUAGCAUCUCUUACUUGCGGGCGUUAACAAUAGAAACGUCAUCACUACCCAACGAUUCCAUGUGGCCCCUGAUCAAGAGAUCGAGAUUUUUUCUGGCAUACUGACUGUAUAUUUCAACUUUAAGAACUUUUCUAUAUAUACGAGCGAGCUACUAGGAUACCUGCUCGGGAUUUUGCUUUCUGGACGAAAUCCUUGCUUGGGCAAAAACAUCGAGAUAUGACAGUAAACUACCAGCAGUGGCAAUUAAUUUGCACUCUUUGUUAUAAAUAGCUGAGUAUCAACUAGUCAGACCCAAAGCAUCCUUAAUGGUCCCCACAACUUCUUAGUUAUAGGGCCCCUUAAUAUGGGAAAAGGUAAAUUCUAGUGCUUAUUUCGGUAGCUAAUCAUUCAAUACUAAAAAAAAAACAAUAAAUUUUCUAUUUCUUUUUUUUUUUAGCCCUUAACGUCUGCAUUCGUUUUCACUUGACACAAUACUCCUGCACUGUAUAUACUUGCGCUUGUCCUUCCGUUGGUCUUGAAAAACCAGGUUUGAAGUAAGAAAGGGACAAGAUUUAUACAACGGAGAAAACUUUACCCUGUACGGUAUCUUCAAUACUCAAGUGAAUAGGAGCCACAUGAGCCCUACAGAGCAUACAGGUUCAAAAUUGAAUGCCACUAGGCAAAAAUGACUGGUAAUAUUGGGCGCUUUCCAUUUAGGAAAAAAACCUGGAAAUUUCGGUGGGAGCAAAAGUGGAAUUUCCGAUUGGUAAAAAGUUGUUCCAAUUGGUCGCAAACACCGGUACGUCGCGAAGCCCGACCGUGGACCUGGAACUGGUACAAACUACGAGAAGGGUAAAUGGAACACGACAUUCCGUUAGGAAAUUCCAACCGGGAAAACGGGCCCACCUUUUUAGAUUUUCCACUUUUUCUGGGAAUUUUCCAGUGGGACGAGCCGACAAAACGUGUUCCAUUUACCACCCAACCAGAAAUUCCGGAAAUUUUGACUAAAUGGAAAGCGCCCAUUCUCUUGUCUUUCUGCCUUCUUUUAACGUCCCGUAAAGGGAAGACUGAAAGGAUUUAUAAUAAAACAAUUUGGUAAAGUGGUUACGCUUUGAUGCAACCCUGGGCAUUGAUGAUGCUUUUGGUUAAUUUUAUCACAAAUCCGGCUUUACAGGGAAGGGUGCUUGCGGGCAGCAGCUUCGAGCCACAGGGUAAUUUUCGAAGGUUAAGUUAGAGAGAAAAAUUUUAUCCAUCUGAAAAUGUAUCGAACCUUCUAGCUUUACAAAUACUGUCUCUAAUUAAUAAUUACUUAAUGACUAUCGUAACAUUUACUAAAAUUCUUUUGUCAUCAAAUCCUGUGAAGGUCUUUAUCGGAUCAAUAAAAAAAACGUACUAGCAGGAGGAUCCGUUCUUGUUAAAUGGAAUCCAAUCUUGAGGAAGGCGUGCCCAUUUGUUCACGUUUACUACAGAGAACAAGGAGAAAGCAAAUGGAACUCUGUGUCUGUGAAAUCACAAUUGCAAGAAGGCGCAGUGUUCAACAGCCACACUCUUUACAUAGAAUGCUUGAGAAAAUAUCAAAUAGUAGUUUCCUCGUACGCUGCUUUUGAGGAGAGGGACUUGAGGGACAAACAGAUGUGGACUGUGAGCACAGGAGAAGGUAACUAACGUAGAGCUUACGAUAUUACUUAAAGAGAAAAAAAAGUGAUUCUGUCAUUCCAACUAACUCUCACUAAAUUUAUUUAACCGAAAUAUUUCUGUGGAAUUAAUGAAAAGCUACUAAAGAAAAGUGAUUUCUGGAUAAUAGCUUGAGAAAAAACCUAACGGGGCGGAGAAUGUGAGUCAUUUGUGUGUAAAGUGUCUUAAAAGCCGGAGAGAGCCUAAAGGAGAAUGAGAUGGGUUAAAUAAACACCCAGCAGUAAUAGUACCAUGUGAUAUUCUUUUCCACAUUUAAAAUGGACAAUUUUUCCCUCUAAAAUAGAAUAAUAUUCCGAAAUAUUUGUUUAUUUCAGAUGGAAUGUGCUGCGAUGAGGAAGAAUGGGAAGUGAACCUUACUCGGCAAGGAUGGAUACUGAAUUGCUCACGGAUAGGAAGAUACUUGUUUGGAAUUUUACGGAAGUCCAAAGGCCCAAUAGGUGGCAUUGACCUCUUAACAAAAGGAAAAUGCUGCACACCUCCACUCGUUUAUCGCGAUGAAGUUCCCGUUUGCAUAGAAGUCCUGUGGAAUGCCUCGUUGAACAGGUCAGUAAAA
This is a messenger RNA of Porites evermanni, 4029 nucleotides long. Lineage: Eukaryota; Metazoa; Cnidaria; Anthozoa; Scleractinia; Poritidae. The record is from the annotation of a GenBank genome assembly.